This is a messenger RNA of Gallus gallus (chicken), 6866 nucleotides long. RefSeq names its product ankyrin repeat and SOCS box containing 11 (gene ASB11). The transcript is spliced from 7 exons. Bases 1210 to 2076 code for a protein of 288 amino acids. NCBI's taxonomy places the organism in Eukaryota, Metazoa, Chordata, Aves, Galliformes, Phasianidae. Gene Ontology annotation, molecular function: protein binding. The record is from RefSeq and is a predicted model, not a curated record. Gene Ontology annotation, biological process: positive regulation of protein catabolic process; intracellular signal transduction; protein ubiquitination.
AAUGAAGACUUUGUUGCUACGUGCAUAGGGUGAAUGUUUUAACCUGACGCACCUUCCACUUCUGAGGUCUUUUGCGGUGUUGGUAUGUGUUGGCAUGCGAUAGGUGUGCAAAAUUUGAGACUGCAACAGCUACCCAGCUCGAAUGAGGACGACAUUUGCUCAAGGCACUACAGUAGAUAAAAAGAUUGUUCCAGGAAGCAUGGCAUUCUUUGGUUGGGGUUACAGAUGGCUUUGCUAGCUUGACCGACAGAGAAUAUCUAGGGAAAAGUUUUAUUGUGUUGAUUUUCUGAAAGGAAGUACUAGGAGGUUAUAAUUAAUAACUUUGUGAAUCUAUGUCAACAAGUCAGGCCAUAAAAAUGAAUAAAUCUGAAAUUGUUCUGAAAAUUAUAUGGUGCAGGAAUAUGUUGUAUUUAUUAUGCCUCUUAGUUGGUCACUUCACUUUUUUUGGUUUCUUUUUUUUCCCAAGUGGUUUUACCUCCAUUGCAUCACUGCUUAUGCGUCUAUAUACAAUAAUGUAUAAAUAGUGGAAUUACUGGAAGUGCAAGCACCUGUUUAAAAUGACAGAGUGUUUUAAAUUUACUACAAAUGAAAGCAUGUUUUCCAGCCUGCAGAUUUCUUUCAGCAUUGCGACAUUUCAGGCCUUUAUGUGACUCAGUUUUGGACACUUGCUUCCUGAUGAACUGAACUGCCAUGAACAAGGUACAAGAAAGUGAGUGGGACUGUUUGUAGUGCAAGAUGGUCACCCAAAGUACCACUGUCCAAGAGAAAUAUGGCAGCAAAACAUUUCUUACAGAGCAUUUAUACACAGGAAUGUCUGUCUCUGGGUGUGUUGUUAUACUUAACUUAUGUGUUGUUUUCUAGACUAUAAGUCCAUUUAUUUACUGCUGCCACUUUUUUCCUGGUGCAUUCAUACAGUUGCAGUCAGAUGUGUGACAAAUGCCAGGUUUUCCAUUGUACAGGUUCUUAGCAAAGUGUCUUGAAAUUGAGCAGACUACGGCAUACUUUUAUCUGCAAGUUGCCAUUUGCAAAAGCCAUUAAGGAUAAUCUUUCAAAAUAUAGGACCACGUGACACUGCUGCUGGGGCACUGGAUUGGGUUACAGGCAGAGUUUCAAAGCGUCUUCUCUUUGCAGUGUAGUGCAACAGGAGUGCUCCCUAAUUUAUCUUUAAGUUAAAUUAUCCUUGACUUAGAAAAGACAGUGCUUUCCAACAUGUCACUUACAGCCAUGGAGCGAAGAAGUGCCGUGUAUGGGAACUAUAUUUGCCACACAUUUCAGGGAGGCAGCUGGGCAGACAGAUCCCCUCUGCAUGAUGCUGCCUUCCAGGGACGCCUCCUGUCUUUGAAAACCUUGAUUGCACAGGGUUUCAAUGUGAACCUGGUGACAACAGAUCGAGUCUCGGCUCUUCAUGAAGCCUGUCUUGGAGGCCACGUAGCCUGUGCAAAGCUGCUGCUGGAGAAUGGCGCACACGUCAACGCAGUCACCAUUGAUGGGAUCACUCCUCUCUUUAAUGCCUGCUGCAGUGGCUCUGUGGCUUGUGUAAACAUGCUGCUCGAAUUUGGAGCCAAGCCACAGGUCGGGAACCACCUUGCUUCACCCAUUCAUGAGGCAGUCAAGAGAGGACACCGAGAAUGCAUGGAGGUUCUUCUGGCUCAUGGGGUUGACAUUGACCAAGAAGAUCUGCAAUAUGGGACCCUGCUGUAUGUUGCUUGCAUGUACCAGAGGACAGACUGUGUAAAGAAGCUGUUGGAACUUGGAGCCAAUGUUAAUGCUGGGAAGCGACUAGACACUCCACUCCAUGCAGCAGCAAGGAAAUCCAGUGCAGAGAUAGUCAUCUUGUUGGCAGACUAUGGUGCUAACCUGAAAUGCAGAAAUGCUGAAUUCAAAUGUGCCCUGGACCUUGCCAUACCCAACAGCAAAGUGGAGCAAGCACUUCUACUUCGGGAAGGUAAAGGCCCUGCCAGCCUUGCCCAGCUGUGCCGAUUGUGUAUCAGAAAGCGUCUGGGUCGAUCGUGCCUAUAUACGGUCCAUAAGCUGCACCUGCCUGAGCCGCUUGAGAACUUCCUCCUACACCGAUAAGCCCGUGACUAUCUUUACAUGGAAAAGAAAGAGGAACAAAUGGUUGUGUACUCCAAAAUUAUUAUAUCAAAGAAAAAAAAUCAAAGACAUCAUUUACUGUCUACUCUGGGUACCAAACAUUGCUGUUGAUCAUGUACACUGAAGCCAAUGGAAAACACCUUUUCACAGACACUGAAUGGUGUGGAUACAGCUCCCCCAUAGUUUAUUGCCGUAUCUAUUUUUACUAAACUGAGAAGUUGUAAUACAUGAACAACUCAAUCAACAUGUGUUUGUAGAUAGACAUGCAGACAUCCACCCACAGACACACACAUAGGAUUUCCCCCACAUUUAGUGGGUUUUUUUGUCCUUUAAUAUCUGUGCAGCUUCUUCCGCUUACUUCUAAAAAGCUCACUGUCAAAAUAUAGGCUGUUAUUCUUCCACUAGUGUGGAAAUGAAAACCUUCAGUAAUUAACAUUAUACAUAUUUACGUACUGCGCAUCUUUUGUCCUCUUUGACUUUGCUCCCUGACAACUCUUUCUCAUGCUCUAGUAGAGUCAUACUGACUUCAAGCAGGCUCUGGCUGUCCAGAUGUCCCAUCACCUGAGCCCAGCUGCCCUCAACACUAAUCCAUGUUCUCCUCCAAGAUGAGAGUGAUGUUACCAGAUCAGGUCUGGGGGCUUGGAGUAAGCCAACAAAAUUAUUUGUAAGUCUUAAAAAAAACCCUUUUCUCUUCUAAAAAAAAUUUAUAUAUAUAUAUUAUAUAUAUAUAUAUAUAUACACACACAUAUAUCUAUAUAUAUAAAUCUAUCUUAAUCUGUCUUACUUGAGAUCUGGCUCUGUUUGCUACAUGAGCAAUUUUUGUUAGCUUAAUUUGAGGAGAGAACAGCAAAUAUUUUCAUAGGUAGAUAGUAGGCCAGCUUUCAGUGUCUGUCUUUUGCAAAGCUUAAUGACAACCAGAGGAAUGAGUUGCUUCUCCUUAUUGUCUUUGAACACUUUGAUGUUUCUCAAGAUGAGUGUUUGGACUGUAGAGAAAGAGAGGUUCAGGGUCCCUAAGGAUGGCUGUGCAUCACCCAAAUCUUCUUCUUUGCUAUUACCCAGUAGGAGAAUAAGUUGGCAGGGCACCUGCUUCCUCAUCACCUACUAUAGAGUCUUUUAUCACCUCCCUGGGAGAAGGGAAUUUUAAAGGAGAUUCUGGCUGCUGUGAUAGUAGUUUAAAUCCUGUCAGGUUUUGUAGCUUGGGCACAGCAGAGUUAAAGCUGUAGACCUCUCUGAGCUGAGAAACUUGGUAUCCAGUGACUGGUGCCUGCAUGCCUAUGCAAAUAUAUAUUUAUUUUUCCUACAGAUGCUGUUCUGAGGGGAGAAAGGUUUCUGCAGAUCUCAAAGUUGAUAAACUUCAACCACAAAACGGGCAAUGGUGUAUCACUAGUACAGUAAGACAUAGAGGUUAAAGGAUGGUCUGCCUACACAUAUCCCAGCUUUGCAGGCCCAAGAGGCUGGUUCAUUUUCCAGCUAAGAGUUGUAGUGAUUUUUUUAUGAGCUAUGCAUACUGGUACCCGUUUUCACUGCCCCUACGUUCAAAGUCAGGGGAAAUGAGCCUUUCAAGGUAUAGUGCAUUGAACACUUCUUCAGCAGCCACUAAGCUGCUGUCAUCACUCCAGCAGAAUCAGCCUCUGGUCCAGUGCUGACCCCUUAAUUUCACCAUGUUCGUUUCCUUCUCUGAGACAGAGGACUCACCUUUCCUGUAUCUUCCUAUGAAUCAUUCAGUGCAAGUAAGAUAAACUGUGCAUCCCAGCAGUUUGUGAGACUAGGCCUGCAGCGUUACAGCCAAAAACAAAUGUCGUUUUCAGCCUGUGAAGUACCCUGUGUCUGCACAUAUUGAAUGCCCUCUGACGGUGAGAACUAUUGCCUAUAAAGUUUUCUGUGACAUGAAUGCCCUUGUAUAGUACAGUAUAUCAUGGAUCUCAGAGAUUUGAACACAAAAUUCACAAGAGCUUCUGAAAAUCAGAUACUGUGAAGAAAGAAAUGUCUAUAUUAAUCUGAUGUCAAUAGAUCUCUCUCAGACUUAUCCUUACUUCCAGCUCACCUACUCUGUUUAUAAGCUGAUCGUCAGAAUACCAUCUGCUGUCCAAAUAGAGAGACAGAGCCUCAGCUGUGUGGGUUGUCAGGCUUUUAUUGCAAUCAAGGAGUGGAGACAAUUUAUGGGAUCUAUUUCAGAACAUGUAAUACUGAAUUGAUUUCCUUCUGCAAUCAUCAGUAAAAGCAGUAUUUCACUUGCAUAGGAUUUUAAAUUGAAAAAAUGUAUCUUCAUUAAGGAGAUGCAAAGCCUACUCAGCCUCUCAGGAAGGUUUAUGUUAUGAAGCAGCAGAGGCUGCCCUAUUUUAUUGCUGAUAUUAGCUUCCCAUCAAAAAAUCACCUCACCUUUGCAUUGUCCCAGAGACAUCAUUCUUCUUGAAAUUCCAUAUAUCAGAGAUUCAACUGGAACAGCGCUUUAAUAAAUCAAGAGAGAAGUUCAGAAGUCCUCAUGUUAAGCAGUCUCGUUAAAAACUUUACCUAGACUUUUCUGCUCUUAUCACAAGCACGGUUAAGACUAAAAAUUAUCCAUUUAAUUUUCAUUGACGGUGCUUUGUGUUACAACAAAGCAUGGAAAUAUUACCAAGGAAGAAGCUGGAAGCUGUAUUUGAUUUUUGUUUUGUAAAUAUGCCAUCUCGUGAAGAUAGGGAAACACUAGUUAUUGUGCUAGGAGUUUCCUAAAUCUUAUUGGUGAUUUUUCCAAAUAAGUUUGAAAAAUAUUUGUCAGAUGUUGACAGAGCUUCUUUUCCUUCAGCAGGAGACAGCUGACUAAUCAUACAAAGACUCUUUUCUUCAAAAUGGCUGGCAUCUUCCAUGGCAUUCUAUGAUUAUGUACAGAAACCCGUUAGUGGGUGAAAUACAACUUUCCUGAGAAUGUAGAAGUUUUUCUGUGUUGCAAUGUCAACUACUAUACCACAGUUGUAAGACUUUACCCCCAAAAAACUUCCAGUACUGUCUGCUUCAGAGAAAAGUGAAGCAGAUCUCAAUAGGAAUAAUUUCACGGUAUCCUGGUUAGUGGAAAAGUGUUGGUAUUUUUCUUUUUUUCAAGCCACAAACAGCCAUUCUAAGUACAGACUUUCAGCUUUAAAGCAGGAUCUUCAGCUAUGGAUGCUCACUAACCAUAAACCUUUGUCUCAAUUGUGUUUUGCAGAAAUGUCUUGAAAAAGUUACUGAUGAGCAGCGUAAACCCAAAAGAUUUCCUUUGAUUGUUCCCAGUCUGUUGGCCCACAUUUCAGUUUUAUUAUCUGUGCUUAUGAAAGCCAGAAACGUGGACUCAGAAAUGUUGGUAAAACGGACCUCACAGAAUCAUGGAAUACCCUGAGAUGGAAAGGACUCAUAAGGAUCACUGAGUCCAACAGACAUCAAACUAAUUAGAAGUUGACUUCAAGCUAUCAUUCAUUACUUAGUAUUCUUGCUAUUGUGAUCCAAACCAAAACAAAGUUAAAACAGUUUUGCAUUAGCCCUAUCUUUAUUUGUACUCUGAAAUAAGCAGUAUUGGUAUCUAUGUUCUGUCUAGUAAAGGGUGCAUUUCCAUGACUCCAAGCAUUUUUACAGUCCUUUCUGUCUUUACCAUAUCUUUUCUCACACUACUAAGCUCUUGUUCAUAAGCAUAUCUUUCCUCAUCAACUUUAUUCUGAAUUCAUACAUUUGUUUUCUGGCUCUAAGAAUAUGACUUUUAGUUUCCUCCUUGAGCAGUAUACCUCUUCAACAGCAGCCAUGUUAGUGAGCCUGUCUCCUUGUUGGAUGUCUUUUCUUUAACUCACCAGGCUGCUGUGUUUGGGUCCCCCACUCCACAUCUGCACACUUCAGUGGUCUCUUGCUCUGGCAGAUGGCACUGGUAUUUGUAGAGACAUCACCCCUCAGCACCUGCACCCUGCAGGGAGGCUUGCAGGCUCCUCAGCUGCUGUGUCCUUGCAAGAACAUGCCUGCACUGACUAUCCUAUUCAAGCACAGAAAGUAUUUUGCCAUGCUAGAUGUUCUCCAGGCAUUUUUACUUGGGCCCUAAAAGGUCCACAUUUUGGCCUCCUGUCCAACCUGCAGGGUUCAAGUAGCUUCCAAGAAAGCCUCACUAGGUCUUAGAUUUCCACAUCAUUUGUUCCCAUCCCUGAGUUUCUUCUGUCCAACCAAAUCUCCCACUCUUAAAGUGAAAUUAAAUAGGAAGGAAAAUGCUAAGCUGCUCCAACAGUGGUCAUAUUGUAGGAGCUGAGCCUCCCCAAAUCAGCCUUGAAGUGUGGACAUCCUUCUUACCUGAACAGAUGCAGGCUUAGAGGUUGGCUGUUCAUCCCUGUUCUUGUAAUGGGACAUGCCUGUGCUUCUUUGGAUGGUGAUACUGGGGAUCAUCUCUUCCCAACUCCAUCUUUCACCAGGGAACUACAGCCUGGUCAACAUCCAUCUCAGAGCAUUCUGCUUUUGGGCUUCUGCACACCACUGAUAUUAGAAAUUAAUAUUGUUCUGACCAUGUGCAAAUUCUUGAGCAAAAGAGCAAGCCAUUAGGGCAAGAGUGGCUAUUUGAACCGAUACUAAUGAAAUGAAACAUAUUCAUGGACUUUACAGAAAAAUCAGGCUGACCUGUAUGCUGGGCUGACAGUUUAUGAUGUCGUUGUAUUUUUUCUUUCCUAAGAAAUUAUUAAUUUGUACAAGCCAAUUGCUCCUCUUUCUUGUUGUUUUGCUUUUUCUUUUUUAAAUUUUCUUCAAGAGGUGUAUACUUUGUUACUGUCAAAUACAGAUUAUUCCACAAAGGA